AGCCAACUAUUCUGCGCUUCUCGUGCAAUGUGCAAUCCUCUUGUUCCACGCACGUGUACGUCGUGCGCUGGUGGUGGCGCGUGGUCGUGUUGCAGGACAGGUGGUGUGGUGGACCACCACCGGUGGUCGCUAGUACUGAAUAAGCGAGUGGUGCCUCCUUGGAUGGGUGGUUUAAUUGUGGGUGGGUGAUCAGCGUGUGCUGGUGUAAAUGAGGUGUUUGAUGACGAAAACAGCAAAACAAUUUCGGCUUGUUGACACUGGCAAGAAAUCCUAUUCCUGGUUAUGUCGGUAUACUUAAUUAAACGUUGCACUAUCCCCAAAUUAAAAGAUGCCUUGAUUUGAAAUGUUGUUUUGAGCAUCUCUCCCCUUUCACCAUACGACAAAUCUUUUCGUGAAAUCGUCACCGUUUUCCCUUCAUGCUCAAGUUGUUGAGUCCUAAUAAAGUUCAGAUGGAUUUGUAUGGACUCUUUCAAGUAUCAGAAAACUUGGUUGUUCUGGAGGCCACUGUUGCUUCUGGUUUGGAACCAUUGGCUGUUUCUGAAAUUAAAGAAAAGGUUCCUUUUAUAUCCCAGUUAUGUAGAGCAAGAGGAAGAGUUUUUUUCAGUACCUAUGUUGAACACGUUCAACAGAUCCUAUUGCUUCGCUCUAUUGAUCAUUUAUAUCUUAUUGUAUCAACUGGUAAAGAUAUUAAUUUGCAAGAAAAGGAUUCAGCAUUAUCAUCUGUGGAAAAAUUGAUUGAAUUUCCAAACUGGAAUAAAGUAAUAGAUAUCUGGAGGAGUGUGUCUAAAUUUAAAGGAAAAUGUUUUCCAUCAAAAGAAGAAUAUCUUGAAGCAUCUCUGAAAGAAACAAGUUUGAAACAGAUAGUGCAAGACUUGUGGAAAGAGAGGGAGGUGAUUGAAGUUACUGAGAAACAACAACAUGUAGAUAAAGAAAGUACAGUUUGUGGUGGACAUAAAUACAAAGACAAAAGAAAUGAGUUGAAACAAAGUAUUAUGCGCAAAAUAGAUCGUAAAUCUAUGUACCGAAAUUCGGAUCAAAGACUUGAGGAAGAUAAAGUUCUUAAAUUCAGAAUGACUUGCUACAGGUCUGGGAAUCAUUGUGUUACAUCUCAAGAAGUUGCAUGUUCUUUGGGUGGAAAAUUACAAGAAAAAUUUAAUUGGAUUGUGGAUCUAGUUAAUCAUGAUUUGGAAGCGGUCACAAAUAUUAGAGAAGAUCUAGUGUAUUUGGGAAUUUCUUUAACACCUGAUUCUCUGCAUAGACGGAAUAUAAUUAAUUUUGGGCCUACUACAUUACGAGCUACAGUCUGUUACAAUCUGCUACGAUUGGCAUCUCCAAAUCCUGGGGACAUAAUUCUGGACCCAUUGUGUGGAGGUGGUUCUAUUCCAGUUGAGGGUGCAAUGGCUUUGCCUGGUUGUUACAAUAUGGCCGGUGAUAUUCAUCCAAUGGCUAUUUCAAGAGCUUUUGAAAAUAUUCAGAAUAUGAGAUUUGAAAGGAAAGGAUAUAUAGAUCUAAGUCAUUGGGAUCCAUUCGGAAAGCGCAGUGGAUCAAAACAAAACAACCAGAAUUUGUACCAGAAAGCUAUGUUGGAAAUGGGGCGCUGCAUUGUUCCUUCCGGACGUGCUGUGUGCCUUACUUGGGACAGAGCAAACCUCACUAGGACCAUACGAGCUUAUGGUUCAUUGUGGUCCAUCGUGAGAAUUGCAACAAUCAAUUUAGGUGGACUGCAAGCUACUGCGUAUGUGUUGAAAAGAGGUUCGGAAUCACUUGAUACAAUUUUAGAAAAGUUGCAAAAAAGGAAGAGGAGGAAGUGAUUUAUGUUGAUUAGAAUAAUUUGUUGGCUGGAAAAGUAAAAAUUGGAAACACAAGCAGAGGUGCAUUUCUGGGCCUAAAAUUUUAUAAAUCAAGCCCUGGUUGUGCCUGUAAUAAUUGUCUCAGGACAGACAUGCAAAAUACUUAUAAUCCUGAUUUUUUGCAGUUAUAAAUAAUUAUGGACUGAAAUUACUGCUACGGAAGAUUGACUGCCUGAUUAUGUGAACUUUCUGAUUAUGGUAGAUUUGAGAAAUAACUACCUGCAACUAAAUUAAAGAAAGAUUGGUAACACAUGCCAUCAUUUCUGAAAUAAUAUGUUACCUAAGUCUUUAGAAAAUGACUUAGACAGGCACACUGCCAUUAUGUCUAUUUUGUUUCUCAAUAUUUCUCAAAUAAAAUGAAUUACAACUUUGAGAAGAAUGAUGUUUACUACUGAUAUAAGAAAUGUAAAAUUAUGUUCAUUUUAGACACAUUUAUGUUAAUGUGUUUGCUAAUGAGUGAUACCAUUUCAAGUAUAGACAAUUUUCAUUAGCUUAUAAUUCUCAGUUAUUGUUUUAAAUGAGGUCAGUGAUUUCAGAUUUUUCAUGACCUGUAGACCUCCUAUUUCUUCGUAUUUCCUCCUAUUUCUUUAACCCUACAGUAGUCAUGCAGAAAUUUUGCACAAAUUUAUUUUAAUUUUUCCUUUUAAUGUAUUUGUUCUCGGGAAUCACAUGUUUUCAAUGCCUUUUCUACAAACAAUGGUCUCAACAAUUCUUUCAUUUCUGCUUGAUCAAUGUGGUGAUUUUAGAAUUAUUAGUGAUGGCAGGCUCCUCAGUCUAUCGCAACUACUAGCCUUACAUCUUUUGCUCAGAAUAUUUGUAUAAAGAAAAAAUAUAUGUAUGAAUAAAGUGAAUGAAAUGUUUAAAAUUAUAUGUGUGGUGUUCUAUUUCUGUUUAGUUUUUUCUCUCAUUCGAUUUUUUAAACGUGUGUUUAAAAAAUUCUUCCAUAUAGUACAUAAACUUUGAAACACUUCUCCAGAGAUUCAAGUUACAAAAUUAGUCUUCCAUUGACAAUAACUUGUUAUUAAUCUAUUUUUAAUACUUGCGAGCCUUAUCUAUGUAGGUUCCUACCUAGAUAUAAAUAACCAUAGGGUAAUUUGACUUAUCUGUUUUUCCUUUAUUCACUUUUGGACUCUGUCCACCGUGACCAUUCCCGUCUCAAAAUAGUGUGACUGCUGGAGGGUUAAGGCUUGUGUUUGUUGUCAAAAUUAUUCUCUUCUCCCAUUCACACAAACAUUUAUAUUAGAAAAUUUUUUCUACCCUUAUUUAUGUAUUAAUACCAAUAGUUUUUACAAAAGAUUACCUUUAUACAAAACUACAAUAUACAUUAUUUAUUUUUGGGUGAUAAAAUAACUUGUAUUUUAAAAAUAAAACAAAUGGUUUUGAAGUA
This is a messenger RNA of Gryllus bimaculatus (two-spotted cricket), 3237 nucleotides long. NCBI's taxonomy places the organism in Eukaryota, Metazoa, Arthropoda, Insecta, Orthoptera, Gryllidae. The record is from the annotation of a GenBank genome assembly.